AUGGUCUUGGCGGGCUCCGAAGAGCUCUCCCUCAACGCCUUCGCCCAACUCGCGGAUAGGAUCAUUGAGUACUCUUCGCCUUCCAUCGCCGCUGUUUUCCACCGCACGCCGCCUGCCACUCCUCCUCCCGCUGACAGCGCUACCCGCGCUCUUCAGGAGCAGAUUGCGCGGUUGUCUGAAGCUGUGGAAAAGCCAGCCCAACGGCAUCUGCUGGUACCACAGGAAAUACGGCGACAAGGCACUGAAGUGCACACGACCUUGUUCCUGGACGGGAAAUGUAGAGGCCGGUUGAUAGAGGCUGCCUUCGACCACGGCCCCCCAGGAAGCCGCCUGUUCUACGUCAUCGACCGAAUCGCAGGCCACCGCUUUUUGGUGGACACCGGCGCUGAGGCCGUCAACACGUCGCCCAUCGCAACCUUUGGCCUGCGAUCCCUCACCAUUGACAUCGGGCUCGGGCGCCUUUUUCGUUGGCUGUUUGUCACAGCCGACGUGCCUAACGCAAUUCUGGGAGCCGACUUCCUUCACCAUUUCGGGCUCGACAUAAGUAUCGCCCGCAAGCAACUUGCUGACUCCGCAACCGACCUCACAAUUUCGGGCGUCCCGUUUUCCCAGCAUAGUUCGGGCAUCAGGACAGUUUUGCCCUCGUCUCCGUAUUCCGCCAUUCUGCUCGACUUCUCUUCCGUCGCGAAGCCCUGCAUCUUGGCUGUCACCCCGAAGCAUGCUGUCACCCACACCAUCGUGACGACGGGUCCCCCUGUGACGGCUCGGCCACGCCGCCUCACCGGCGACCGGCUCAAGAUCGCCCGCCAAGAGUUCGACCAUAUGUUGCAGCUGGGUUUGAUACGACCAUCGUCCAGUCCGUGGUCUUCACCGCUUCAUAUGGUUCCGACGUCAUCAGGGGAUUGGCGCCCCUGCGGCGAUUAUAGAGCUUUGAACGCCCCUACGGUCCCAGACCAGUAUCCCCUUCCACACCUUCACGACUUCGCCCUAGGCCACGCUGGCGCGACCACCUUCAGCAUUAUCGACCUCGUAAAGGCCUAUCAUCAAAUCCCUGUGGCACCGGAAGACAUCCCAAAAACAGCAAUCAUAACACCAUUUGGCCUUUUCGAAUUCAUCCGCAUGCCCUUCGGUCUGCGUAACGCGGCGCAGACCUUCCAGAGAUUUAUCAACGAGGUUCUGCGCGGGCUCCCUUUCGCCUUCGCAUAUCUCGAUGAUAUACUGGUCGCCAGCAAGACUCUCGGUGAACAUGAAGAACAUCUACACCAGCUGUUCCGCCGGUUGGAUGAGCAUGGCCUUGUGCUUAACCCCGCAAAAUGCGUUUUCGGCCAAUCGUCCGUGCAGUUCCUGGGACACGAGGUAACCCCGGAAGCCUUGGCCGAUUCCGCCCUACUGGUACAUCCUGAUCCUUCGGCAGACCUCCACCUCAUGGUCGACGCAUCAACCCAUGCCGUCGGAGCCGUGCUCCAGCAAUAUUCCCCAUCCGGUUGGUGCCCGCUGACCUUCCACGUGACGUUUGCGUUCAAGUCUAACCGUGCUGCAUACUCGGUGCACGGUGCUGAAAACCAAGCAGCGGAUGCCCUUUCCCGCAUCGAGGCCGUCCGUGUCUCUGGCAUCACUCUCGAAGCCAUCGCGGAAGCACAGGCAAAUGACCGAGAUCUCCGUGAUUAUGCGUCUGCUGGCCAACGCAAGACGUCCCUCCAGCUCAAGCUCUCCCCAUGGCGCCUUGCGACAUCGCCUGCGACGUUUCCGAGCUUACAGAGCAUCGCUCAUCCCGGCAUCCGGGCCACUCAGCGUCUCUUGUGUUCCCGUUUCGUCUGUCCGGGCAUAAAUGCCGACGUGAGACGCUGGGCAAGAUCCUGCAUGGCCUGCCAGCGGGCCAAAAUAACCCGUCACACCAACUCGCCCGUCGGCCGAUUUCCCCUGCCAGACAGCCGCUUCCGUCAUCUCCAUGUCGACAUUGUCGGCCCUCCCGUGACACCCUCCCGCGACCAUCGGUACCUUCUUACCAUGGUCGACAGGUAUACCCGGUGGCCUGAAGGUGUGCCCAUCACCGACAAGACCAUCCCGCUGGACAUUCAAGCACGGCCUCAGGUGGUCUCCCUCGACAGGGUAAAACCCACAUACCUGGAGGUCGACACCCCUGCUGCACCUGCCACGGAGUCCUCCGUCUCCGGCCCUCACCCACCUCGCGUCAAACCUCGCCGCACCGUUACCUGGGCUACUCCCUUCUCUGUGUCUUGUUUUACUUCAGCCCUUCUUCGGGGAGGGGGAGCCCUGUAG
Molecule: messenger RNA, 2280 nt
Organism: Ornithodoros turicata
Lineage: Eukaryota; Metazoa; Arthropoda; Arachnida; Ixodida; Argasidae
Exons: 6
Coding region: 1-2280 (759 amino acids)
Molecular function (GO): nucleic acid binding
Source: RefSeq, a predicted model, not a curated record